This is a messenger RNA of Quercus robur (English oak), 5643 nucleotides long. RefSeq names its product putative pentatricopeptide repeat-containing protein At5g52630. The record is from RefSeq and is a predicted model, not a curated record. Gene Ontology annotation, molecular function: zinc ion binding; protein binding; RNA binding. The coding region runs from base 133 to 2052 and encodes 639 amino acids. The transcript is spliced from 4 exons. Lineage: Eukaryota; Viridiplantae; Streptophyta; Magnoliopsida; Fagales; Fagaceae. Gene Ontology annotation, biological process: RNA modification.
UGCAGCUUUUCUUUCAACCGACUAUGCAGUUUCAUUUAUCAAAAUCCUAACCAAAUACUGUACUAGCACUGGCUUUAACAAAGCAAUCCUGGACCUGCAGCCAAACUUUCAAUUACACACUCACUCACUCUAAUGCUUCAUCCACUUCCCAAAGCCACAAGGCUAAUACCCCUUCAACUCCAACAACUCACACUCCCUCUCUUAAACCCACAAGCACAAGCACAAGCACAAACACAAAAACAAACACAAACACAAACAACAACUAUCACUCUCCCAAAUAACCCUCCUCUAAACCAACACAGCCGCAGCAGCAGCUUUGAACAAAAGUACAGGCAAAUCUGCAACCUCCUCCUCUCCUUAACACACUCCAAGUCCCUCCAAAAGGGCCUCCAACUCCAUGCCCACAUCAUCAAAUCAGGCCUUCAAACCAUCCCUCUCAUUUCCAAUCACCUCAUCAACUUCUAUUCCAAGUCCCAACUACCCCUUUUUUCCCGCCAAAUUUUCGACGAAGCCCCUCGCAAGUCCUCCACCAAUUGGAGCUCUGUUAUCUCCUCUUUUGCCCAGAAUGAGCUUCCUUUACUUGCCCUCCACUUCUUUCGUCAAAUGCUCCAAUCCGGGGCUCUUCCCGACGACCAUAUAUUCCCUAGUGCCACUAAGUCUUGUGCCAUUUUGUCUAUGUGUGAUGUUGGGCGGUCUAUACAUUGCCUUGCUGUGAAGACUGGGUAUGAAUUUGAUGUCUUUGUGGGGAGUUCUACGGUGGACAUGUAUGCCAAAUGUGGCAAGAUUAAGUCUGCACGGAAACUGUUUGAUGAAAUGCCUGAGAAGAAUGUGGUUUGUUGGAGUGGGAUGAUAUAUGGGUAUGCUCAAUUGGGUGAAGAUGAGGAGGCUUUGAAGUUAUUUAAGCAAGCCUUGUUUGAUGAUUUGGAUGUUAAUGAUUUUACAUUUUCAAGUGUUAUACGUGUUUGUGGCAAUUCAACUUUACUAGAAUUGGGGAAGCAAAUUCACGGGUUGUGCUUCAAGACGAGCUUUGAUUCGUCAAGCUUCGUGGGUAGUUCUUUGGUUUCGCUGUACUCAAAGUGUGGAGUCAUCGAGGGAGCUUAUCGGGUUUUUAAUGAUAUACCAGUCAGGAAUCUUGGUAUGUGGAAUGCAAUGCUGAUAGCUUGUGCCCAGCAUGCGCACACAGAUAGAGCUUUUGAGCUGUUUAAAGAGAUGGAAGGUGCUGGAAUGAAGCCAAAUUUCAUUACUUUUUUAUGUGUCCUUUAUGCUUGUAGCCACACGGGUUUAGUUGAAAAGGGGCGAUAUUACUUCGAGCGAAUGAAAGAGUAUGGGAUUGAGCCAGGUGAUCAACAUUACGCUUCCGUGGUGGACUUGCUUGGGCGUGCUGGUAAAUUGCAGGAUGCGAUUUCAAUCAUUAAGGAAAUGCCUAUGGAACCAACAGAAUCAGUGUGGGGAGCUUUAUUGACUGGGUGUAGAAUUCAUGGGGAUACUGAAUUGGCCGCCUUUGCUGCUGAUAAAGUCUAUGAGUUGGGUCCUGUGAGCCCAGGCAUUCACGUGUUACUGUCUAAUGCUUACGCUGCUGCUGGAAGAUGGGAUGAAGCAGCGAAAGCUCGGAAGAUGCUAAGGGACCGGGGGAUGAAGAAGGAAACAGGUUUGAGCUGGGUUGAGGAGGGAAAUAGAGUUCACACAUUUGCUUCUGGGGAUAGAUGUCACGCAAAAACAAAAGAAAUCUAUCAGAAGUUGGAAGAACUAGGGGAGGAAAUGGAGAGAGCUGGUUAUGUUGCAGACACAAGUUUUGUACUUAGAGAAGUUGAUGGUGAAGAGAAAAAUCAGACAAUUAGAUAUCACAGUGAAAGACUAGCCAUUGCAUUUGGGCUCAUUACCUUUCCACCUGAGAGACCAAUCAGGGUUAUGAAAAACUUGCGUGUUUGUGGUGAUUGUCACACUGCAAUCAAGUUUAUGUCCAAGUGCUCUAGAAGGGUAAUCAUUGUGAGGGAUAAUAAGCGGUUCCAUCGAUUUGAGGGUGGGAAAUGCUCAUGUGGAGACUAUUGGUGAUUAUUUCUGUGUAAAAUUUCACAGGCAAAUGAUUAAAGGAAAAGAAGAAUGCUUCAUUGCAUUUCCAAUUAUUCCAUACACUGAAAUGCUUUCUCUGACAGCAUUGAGGCUGAUCCAAGUUCAUAUUGAGGGGUAGGUUAAGAAAAAAAUUGGAUUUUUUCAUAUCCGUUUAUCCUUUGGGUAUAUUAAUUUGAAUGUUAACAGGUACGAAUCCAAAAAAAAAGAAAAAAAGAAAGGAGAAUAUCACUUAUAAACAAUCUGUACAAUGUGUAAUAGGUGACUUCUCCUCCUGCUGCUUUUUUCUACAUGUCAAGUAUUCUCUCUCUCUGUGUCAUUUUGGUGUCUUUGCUAUACAGUCUGUAAUUUGUUUCCUAAGCCUUAACUGGCUUACCCAAUCUCAUAUCUAGAUUAUAUUUUGUAUGUCCACAUUGUUACUUCCGAGUAAUCAUGCUACUAAUUAAUUGAUCAUGUGAAAUGUGUUGAACUUGGAAUAUGUACGAUUUUUUCCUUUCCUGUUUUACUAAAUGUUUUUCAGACUUCCAAAAAAAAAAAUGUGCAAGUAUUUUCUAAGCUUUCUUAAAUUAGUUCACAUUUUCAUUGUGGUGAAAACUUUGUUUAAAGUCCACAAUACUCGGCACAAAUUUUCUAUUUGAAUUUAAUUCUAUAAUUUUGAUGACUAUCUGCUUACAUUAAAGUUGUUUCCUUCUGAUGGGGAUAACUAUGAACUUUCAUGAAAGCAUGGAAGAUAUAAAGUAAAUCUGUUGAUUUAUUAUGAUAUAAGCAAGAUUAGGGACCCCCACCAGUUUUUGGAAGUAUCAUCUAUUGGACUGGUUCUUAAAAUUGUGUUCUUGUAGAAUAUAUUGCCUUACUCCUCUGUCUAGACAAGGUUUUUAGAUUUAUAUUCAUUUGUUCAACUCAUUAUUAAAUGUUAAUUGUUAUUAGAUUCUAUCACUGACUCAUUUUAUCCUUAUAUGUGCAUUGUAUUGUUAAUUAUUAUGCAACAGUUAGUAGAUAUGCUUUAUACAUGCUGUGAGCCUGUGACAAGUUCCUUAACUAUAAGUUUGAUCACUGGAUCAUUGGGCUAUUGCAAGUUGCAGCACUAUGUUACUAUUUGGUUUGUCUUUAUAAUUAGGCUGUUCUUCAAUUAGGUCCUGUGGAGCUUACUAUUGUAGGAGUUUCUAUUGCUGUUUUCAAUCAAGUAUCAAAGAUAGCAAUAUUCCUACUAGUCAGUGACUCAGCGUUACAGCUUCUUUUGUGAUUAAGCAGAUUCUACUGAAAGUUUGAGUACUGAAGCAGAUGACAAUGGAGUACUCAAGAAUGGUUAUGCUAUCAAUCAGGAGAUGGAACUGGAAUAUCUGAUGCCACAAGUUGGUGCGAAUUUUACCUUCUUGCCCCUCUCGUUUUUGUUGAGGAAAACAAAUGACAGAAGGUAAAUUCCAUCAGCUUCAGCAGCGUUGGUCAUUGGCAGCAUGCUCACAAGCUUUGUCCUCAUUUUUGCUGCUAAACCAAUAUUGAACUACGUGGGUGUAGAGACUGUUUCAACUAUCUAUCUCGGAAAUUACUUAUGAGCACUGCGAAUGCUGCAUCCAAAGAACUUAUAGAGGAGCUUCAAUAAAAUUAAGAGAAUAUCUCCUCCUCACAGAGUAAAAAAGUGUAAUAGGUUCAUCAGAUUGAUACUUUUGUCUUGACUAAGAAGUAUUGUUCACUAAUUAUUUGUCGUACCUUGCUUGGCAGUUAAUUUAAUAAUUGACAGUUGAUUGAAUAAAAACUAUUAUACACCUUUUUAUUAUUGGUACUUAUACAUGCACUUGGUGGGUCUUGCACACAACAUUGUCCUCCAACUUACUCUUACAAAGGGAGGAGGUGCCAUUAAGCUAGAUCUCAUUGACAACAAUUAGGGACCAUAUUUACACCAUAUAUUUGGAGAUAAGUUGAUAUUAUUCCUGAAGCUUGCCAAAUGCAUGACAUCAUCCUAUCUCCCCAAAUUGAUGGUGAAAAAGCACAAUUCUGCCCCUGCAAAAUUCUCCUAUGCUAGCCCAACAAUACUUGACAUUGAGAUCUCUUGGUAUCAGUUAAACAAACGAUUUGAGGAUUUUUAAUCAAGCUUUAUCAACUACUGGGGAAGUGGUUAUGGACAGAUGCAACACAUCUAUGGAGACAGGUGAUUGAUACGAAAUAUGGGGAAGAAUGUGGUGGCUGAACUUCAAGCUCACUCAGAGCACCUCAUUGGUGUAGCUUGUGGAGGAGUAUUUGCGCAGGAUGGGAUACUUUUCAGUAAAAUUUAUUUUUUAAGGUGGGAGACAGCACUUGUUUAAGGUUCUUCCAUGAUGUUUGGUGUAGAAAUCAUUCUCUAAAAGAGUUGUACCCUAGCUUGUAUGCUUGCUUGCUUGAUCAGAAUGCAUCAAUCCAUUCAAUCAUGGAGAUUCCGGUAGGUGGGAAGGCCAAAUAUGGAAUUUACAGAUGUUUUCAUGAUUGAGAGUUGGAGUCGGUUCUUUCUUAGACCUUCUAUUCUCCCAUAUCCCUAGGAGGGAGGGUGUGACAAGAUGUAAUGGAUAUUGAAAGAGAGCAGAGCAUCUACUCUUCACCCUUGUUAUGAGGCUCUCCAUGGUGCACCGAAUAAGUCUUUCCCAUGGAAGUGUUUUGUGCGUUAAUGCUCCCAAGAGGGUCUCUUUUUAUGUUUGGACUGCAGCCUAGGAUAAAAUUCUUAGAUUUGAUAACCUUUAGAGGCUUAGAGCAUUCACAUCAACUAAUGCAAAAAAUAUUGUCUAUUUUAGAAUAAGAAUUUACUUUUUCUAGUUUAGCUAACCAUUUUUCAAGACACUCACUUUUGAUUAUCUAUUUUAUACUCUAUUUCAUUAAAGUAUCAGUUUUUCUUGAUUUUUUUUAAUUAUUUCUCUUUCUUCACACCCAACAAUUAGCAUCCACUCUCUUCCUUUACCCUCGAGAAAUAAUAAAAAAUCAUUUUGCAUAAACUAUUGUGACUCGUAUAUUUUCACAAUCACUAUAGCGAAAUUCCAUUUUGUAUAACCAGUUCAUAGAUGAUAUAGGUGAUUUUUGGGUUUCAUUUUCUAUAUUUUGGGUUUUAAGCUAUUUUACAUGAGUUGGUACAAAUGCUCUUAUCAAGCUUGGAUUUACCUUAGUUGGGUGGUGUUGUAUGUGCCAGUGCAGUAGAUAAACAGUGGCUCAUUUGUUGAUUCAACGUGGUGUUGUCUAUGAUUUAUGAAGUUAGUGUAUAGAACUUUUGGAAUUCCUUGGGUGUUACCAAUGAGGGUGGUUGAUCUUUUUUUUGGAUGGAAGAAUUGGUUUGAGAGACACUCUUCGGCAAUCUAGAACAUCAUUCUGCUAUGUUGGAUGAGGCUAUCAUGGAAGGAGAGAAUAGCCAUACAUUUGAGAUUACAAACAAAUCAAAGAAUCAAUUGGAAGUACUGUUGAUUCACACUUUAUUUGAUUGGUCCCGAGUAUGGGGUCUUACAAAUUGUAAUAAGCUUGUGGAUUUCUCAAAAUCACUUCUUUGUGUACAAUUUUUUGUAAUUCUUUUACGUUAUAGAGUGCUGACGUAAUUUAUUUAAUUAAUAAUUUUUUCUUUCUUAA